This is a messenger RNA of Trichoderma gamsii, 2151 nucleotides long. RefSeq lists its product as hypothetical. The record is from RefSeq and is a predicted model, not a curated record. The transcript has a single exon. The coding region runs from base 1 to 2151 and encodes 716 amino acids. Lineage: Eukaryota; Fungi; Ascomycota; Sordariomycetes; Hypocreales; Hypocreaceae.
AUGGCUCACCACAGCCCGCAAGACUAUGACUAUUCCCGUCGCUACUUGCGCGAGGACAUAGUCGAUGAUCGCGACCCUCGCUACUUCGAUAACCGCGAAUAUAGCGAGGCUGUCCGGAACCGUGAUCUCGUCCCCCGGGCGGAUCCCCGCGACAGCAGCGUGUCUGUGGAGGAGGUUCGCCGCGACUUCCCUCCACCUACCGGACGAGACUACGUUCACCAAGAUGUACGCCGUGCUCGUUCUGCAGAGCCUGGCUACUACCAGGAGGACUAUGAAUAUCGCCGCACCUAUGGAACCCGCUUGGAUACUCGGGAUGAUCGUUACUCGAGACAUGGCGGUAGCCACUACGGCGAUGAUGACCGCGACAGGAAGCCCAAACACAGCAAGUCUAUGUCGAAACAAGAGAAGAUCAUUGCUGCCGUCGCUGGAGCUGCCCUGCUCGUAGGUGGCAAGGAACUCUACGAUCGCCAUGAAGCAAAGAAGGAGGGCGGUACUCCAGUGCAGCGCAACGCCUUGUCAUCGGCCGCUCUCGCUGGCCUCGGUGCAUUUGCUGCCUACCAAGGUGCUGAAUUCUACAGCAAGCAACAGGCAAGAAAGGACCAAAAGGCAAAUUACAUUCUCCAGCGUGGCCGUGAUGGUCGUCUUGAUGAAUACUACUCGGACGACGAAGCCGAUAGUAGGGAGAAGAAGGGCCACAAAAACUUUCUGGAGAGUGCCUUGGCCGCCACUGGCCUUGGAGCCGCCGUCAAGAGUCUUACUGGCGUGGGCGAUGACAGGCACUCUGAUACCCGAAGCCGCGGCGGUAGCCCCGGUUCACGAAGCGUUCGCUCCGGCUCCGGCUCCAGAGCCGGUGGAGGCGCCAGCAAGAAGCAAAAGGUUGCUAUGGCAUCGCUUCUUGCUGGAGCUACCGAGGCCUUCCGUGUCGCCAAAGAGCCUGGUGGUUGGAGAGGAGAAAAGGCUAAGAGAAUUCUCACUGCCGCCGCCGGUGCCGCCACUGUGGAUGCCGCUCACGGAGCAGACCACGGAAAGCUUGGCCUUGCUGAAUCAGUCAUUGGUGGUCUAAUUGGUAACCGCUUGAUCAACGGCUCCAGGAAUGAUAUUGAAGAAGAUCGCCGCACCGGCAGGAGCCGCUCUCGAUCUCGUGCACGAUCCAAGGAUGGUCGUGGAGGCGUCGGCCUCGCAGCGCUCGCAACGGCUGGAUUGGGUGCUCUUGGCGCAAAGAAGGCCUUUGAUCGAUCCAGGUCCCGCGGUGAUCGAUCCAGGUCCCGCGGGCGUGACCGCAGCUAUGAUUCACGAAGCCCGUCGAGAGAUCGCAGCCGAAGCCGAAGCCGCAGUGUCGUAGACAGAGCACGGGAUGGUCUUGCCAAGCUAGGCUUUGGUAGUGGUGCCAUGGUGGCCGCUGAUGAUCGUCGGCGACGAAACGACUACGACGACGACGACUACGAUGAUCGAGGCUCGCGCCACUCUGGCCGACGAGAUGAUGAUCAUGUAUACGAUGAUCCUCGAUACCGCCGCCGUGGCCAUGAUUCUGAGCGCAGAAACCGCGGUGCUUCUCGCGACCCUUCUCGAGAUCGUUCUCGAUCUCGAGACCAGUCGCGCCGGAGAGGCGGCUAUACCUCUGAAUCUGACCUAGGAGAUUCUGAUGAGGAUGAGAAGAGGGCCAAGAAAAUGAGAGGUAAGCAGGUUUUAACUACCGGCCUUGCAACCGUUGCCACAAUUCACGCAGCACAUGGAGUCUAUAAGAGCAUGGAAAAGAGGAAAGCGCGGAAAGAAGCUGUCAAGGAGGGCCUACUUUCGCCACAAGAGGCCAAAAAGCUCAAAGCCAAAGCCAUUAUGCAAGAUGCAGCUUCGGUUGGUAUUGCUGCCAUUGGUAUCAAGGGAGCACUCGCGGAGCUCAAGGAAGCCCGAGAGAUGGCCCAUGAGUGCAGAGAAUGGAGGAGUGAAAAAGCUCAGCGUCACGAGAAACGGCUGGAGAGAGAGAGACGCAAGAAACUUGGAGAAAGGAAACGAUCAUCAAGCUGGUCGUCAUCGGCGCCGCGAAACAACAACGGCUACUAUGGAGACGGCGAAGGUGAAACGUACUUCAUCGAUCGCAGAUACAGCGCAGUUUCUCAGCUAUCCCAACCGCCUCAGAGACGAGACAGCCGUUGA